CGUCAUUCAAGACCGCGGCAUGGCCGCUUACGAGGACCUGAAAUCGGCGACCGAGGGCUGGUAUUGCCGCCCUCUUCCUGCACCAAUGGUAACGGGCGUGCUGCCCCGUGGAGAAAUCGAGCCUUUUCUCGAACUCACGGACGACAUCGGGGCCAACGAGAACCCACUGGUGCACUACAUUGAUUUCAUCACGGGGCAUAGAGACCCAGUCCCCCCCGAGCUCGACGAGCAAUACAAGGCGGCCUGGAAGGACGACAGCUACCGCAAUCUGCCGCCACCGUUCGGGUUCAAGACGGCGCCGCAACACCACAUGACGCUGCAGAUUUGUAUCCUUGACGCCCCCGACGGCACGAAGACCAUAAUCAAACACUGCGUCAUCCCCAACAAGGCGAAGACGGCCGUCUUCGCCAGCCUGGCUUUCGGGAGCGUCAAGAAGCUCUGCUUCCAGCAUCCCAAGGUGGGGGUCAAGGUCUGGCAAUACGCCUUCGAGCGGUUCGGAGGCAAACAGUGUCGGGCUUUCUUCUUAUCGCCAGACGUCAAGACGGCCACCAAGGUGAACGAGUUCUACGAGCUCUCGGACGAGGAUAUAAACGCUGGCUUCGAAUACAUCCUGAAGAACGCGCCUCGCUCCACGGCCGAGCUCAAGCAGCUGGUAUGGCAGACGAAGGCGCCACGCAAAGGCGCCCCCCUCUACGGCUGGCCCGUCCCCCUGGUGGCGAAGGCGUUGAGCGGGCUCGCGGCGGAGGGCGCGCUUGCAAAGAAGGAGUUCGAAAACAACGUGAUCCUCUGCGAGGACCACUUCAACCUUCGCGUUCCCGAAGCCAUGCAGGAGCUGAUCAACAGCAACGAUUCGCUUGUCCUCAUUGGGGAGCCCAACAUCGGCAAGACGCCGCUCGGGCGCGCAUUCCUGAUGGCAAUGUGCCGCAGGAACGCGCGGGUCCACGGAUUGGACCCCGCGGGUUGUUGCAUCCGCGUCACGCCUGAGAUCGAUUUCUUGCGUGGCGAGCCCGGCGACAUUCUCAUGGGGGACUUUGUGGACGAUGGCUGCUUGAAUCUCCUCCCGCCCAAGAUGGUGAAGGCCUUGCUCGACGUCGGCCAGUACGAGAGCAUGUGCUGGGCCAGGUGGGGCGCAACGAAAUGGAAGAAGGGGGAGCCUCGGUGCUUGGCGGACCAGACUUACGAUCCGAAUGCCGAGAAGCUGGACCGCUGGCCCUCCGUGAAGUUCCAGGAAUUCUUCGAGCUCGUGCGCCCUGCCUUCUCCGAGAAGGCGACCCGCGCAUGCAUGUUGGCUUUCUUCAAGCGUUCUGCGUUUCUGGUGAAUACCCAGGAAUACCUCUACUGGCGCCCAGCAGGCACUGAGGAGAAAGAUGUUCCGCGCAUUAACUUCAAGGGCGAGACCUUCCUGACGGCCGAGGGGAAGCGCCUGUACCUACUGCAGAAGGACGGCGACAUGACCCCGCCCGCCAAUAUCCAGCAGCUCUUGGAGAAGGAGCGGCUCCUCGUGGACUCCGCCGUGGAGAAGAACCGCAAGAAGUCCUCAGACGCGGCCCUCGGUUCUUUGCCAGCCCCGUCGUUCGUCCAGGUUUGGGGGUUCAAAGAUGCGGCCCUGCGGGGCGGGGUCCUAGGGCUGAGGGAGCACUUCAACGUGAAGCGAGAGCGCGUGUCCCCUGAGCGCCUGACGUUUCGGAAGCGCCUGCUCUCGGGGGUGACGCUCAAUGUCGACAGCCCGUCCCCCGCCAAGCAACAUGCCGCGGCGUCGUCCACUGCAUCUGGGCCCGCGGCCCCGCCCCGCGACGAUCUCGAGGUCCAGCUCUCGCAGAUGCUGGCCGAGGAGGGGGCGCCCGCUGUGCCUGCGAUGCCCUCGGCUGCGGAGGAGGACGAGGUGCGGCGCGCGGGUUUCGCGGGCAGCGAUGGCACCCUCAGCUCGGGCGCUGAUGCCGCGCGCGCUGCCGAGAAGCGUCGCAACAAGCGGUCGGUGCAGGCCGCCUCGCGCCGCCGCGACAUUUUGGCCAAGGCGCGGAAGGCGCGCAAGGCGGCCCAGGCCAAACGCAAGCGCUUGGAAGCCACGGGCGUGUUCUACACGCCCAAUCGCCAGCGGGUGUCCCGCGUGCGGCGCGGCAGGUCUUCCCUAGCCAAGAUCUACACGUACGAGGACCUCAGGGCUCUGAAGACCAAGGAUGCUUACGCCUUGAUGGUCCAGGCGGGGUACCUCGGCGACCCCUCCGAGAACGUUUGCCCCAGGUGCGGAUGGCCAUUGGGUUCGGUGAUUCACAGGGGCGAGAAGCGGCAUCCAGUCCAGAGGUGUCAGCGCAAGGCCUGCUCGUCGUCCUCGGUGCAGGUGAAGGCAGACUAG
This is a messenger RNA of Prorocentrum cordatum, 2353 nucleotides long. The record is from the annotation of a GenBank genome assembly. NCBI's taxonomy places the organism in Eukaryota, Dinophyceae, Prorocentrales, Prorocentraceae.